Messenger RNA from Camellia sinensis, 1305 nucleotides. NCBI's taxonomy places the organism in Eukaryota, Viridiplantae, Streptophyta, Magnoliopsida, Ericales, Theaceae. The record is from RefSeq and is a predicted model, not a curated record.
AUGUCUGAAAAUGAAGAAUUGCACUUGGAUUUGCUUAACAAGAUAAAGAAUAUUUUAAAUGCUCAUAAUCCAUUUGUACACACGUUUCGCCAAUUGGCUCAGCGUCCAGACAUACAUGAAUGCAGACUUCAAAUCAAAGAGCAACCAUGUAAUAGGCCCCAAUACAAUCUUCCUACUGCUCCUGAAGUUGCUGCCGUUUUAAUUCGCCCUGGUGAUCAAUCUCUUUUUCUUCAAGGAGGUCGCCUCUUACAGCAGUACGUCGUAGAUAAUUACGUGAAGAUUGAGUCUAACAAAUUAAGAUGGAUACGUACUCAUCAGAAUCACAUUCGAGCAGAUUUUUAUCAAGGUCUUCUAGAUGCAGUACAUGCUGGUGAAAAUUAUGGAGGUAAUGUUGGUCGUAGAACAAUAUUACCAUCGUCGUUUGUUGGUAGCCCAAGAGACAUGUAUAAGAGAUAUCAAGAUGCAAUGGCUCUGGUCCAAAAGUAUGAAAAACCUGAUCUUUUCCUUACAAUGACCUGCAAUCCAAAUUGGCCUGAAAUUAAAGCUGAGUUGCUACUUGGACAGUCACCGCAUGAUCGUCCUGAUUUGCUAACAAGAAUAUUUCAUUCGAAAUUUGAUGAGAUGAAGACUGACAUUCUUACAAAACAUGUACUCGGGAAGGUUCUAGCAUAUGUAUAUGUUAUUGAGUACCAAAAAAGAGGCUUACCACAUGCCCACAUGGUCAUUAUUUUGGAUGAAAAUGAUAAGUUACGCACUCCUGACGAUUAUGAUAACAUUGUCAGAGCUGAAAUUCCAGACAAGAGAUUAGAGCCUAGAUUAUACAGUGUAGUUCUCAAACACAUGAUAUAUGGCCCAUGUGGAAUGUAUAAUGAACGGUCUCCGUGUAUGACAAAUGGUCGGUGCAAAAGAUGUUUCCUAAAGCCAUUUUCUUCCAUUACUACACUUGGAAACGAUUCAUAUCCUAUUUAUCGAAGAAGAGAAGUGGAGUCAGUUCCUUUAGAGAGUAACCCAAGCGUCUUGGUGGAUAAUAGUUGGGUCAUUCCGUACAACCCAUGGUUGCUCUUGAAAUAUGAUUGUCAUAUCAAUCUUGAAAUUUGCAAUAGUGUUACAAGUGUGAAGUAUUUGUACAAAUAUGUUUAUAAAGGCCCUGACCGUGUUGCACUAGAAGUUCGUCAAGGUCCUAAUUAUGAUGAAGUACAACAGUUCAUAGAUGGAAGAUGGGUUUGUGCUCCAGAAGCAUUGUGGAAAAUAUUCAAAUUCCCAAUGACCAAAAUGACUCCUAGCGUAGAACGCCUCCAAAUUUAA